Molecule: messenger RNA, 285 nt
Organism: Staurois parvus
Lineage: Eukaryota; Metazoa; Chordata; Amphibia; Anura; Ranidae
Source: the annotation of a GenBank genome assembly
GUUUAUAAAUGGCCUCCACAUUAAGUGCCUGUGCGCGCUCCCUGGGAGCGCACGGCACCGCAAUCUGGCGCACACUAUGUCUGUGUGAGGUCCCGAUUUGUGUGAUCACUGAUUGGCCAAUCAGUAAUCACAGGAACAGUAGUAAACAAGAUGUCACUUCCUGACAUCAUUGCUUACUACUUGUGAAAUUUGUGAAUGAUCACAAAGCUUGUCACAUGGUACAAGGCUGUUGUGAAUAGCCUUGUACCAUGUGACCUCUGUGAUCAUUCACAGAUUUCACACGUA